AUGGGUGGUAAACCUUUUCAGUCCACAGGAUGCGCUGCCUGCAGAAAACGGAAAGUCAAAUGUGAUGAGCAGAAGCCAAGUUGUCAAAAAUGUAUAAAACAUGGCAUUUCGUGUCCAGGCUAUGAGGGCACACGAAUAAUUUCUUAUGAUCAUGGGAAACAAGGGAAGACAUUUUCUUCCUCAAAACCAAACCUGUCCGGUCUGGCGCCACACCAACAUGUCUUUGUCGAUCCAAGUCAAAGCAUUCCUUCGGGGCCGUCCUCGCGAGCUCAAGUUACUUCAUCGUUCAUUGACCUCCAUUUUCCUGCAGAUGCGAAGCAUGAAGUUGCAGUGGACAUCUUUCACUUUUUGUUCACGAGUAUAGCAGCGCUGCCCAAGAAGACAUUGAUGCUUGACCAAGCCAUUUCCGCUAUCUCGUGUGUUUUUCUAGGAAAGCUGGAUAGCGACGCUCGCAUGCUGCAACAUGGCGUACAGCUUUACAGCAGCGCUAUCCGGCAUAUGUCACGUCACCUGGAACGAAAAAUUUACAGUGGUGAGCUGUUAUACGUUUCUGUGAUAUUUCAAGAGCUAGAGGCCAUAUACUGUCCCGAUGGCCUGGCGGCUUAUGUCACACAUGUGGCUGGAUUGAACUCUCUCAUUAAGCAGUAUCGUUAUCUGGUACUUGUAAAUCCUUUAACGGCCGCCAUUUACCACAAGCACCAAAAGCUAAAAGUGCUCCUCGUAGGCUACAUGGAGAUGUCCAAAGAGGAUUAUGGAUAUCUUUCUCAGCCCACCAAAAAUGAACCCUUCCUUGAAUUGAUACACAUACUCGCUGAUCUCUCCUUGUUGUGUCAAAAAAGUAGCGCCAUAUGUGUCUCUGAAUAUGGGGCCUGUCAGGGUCUGCUCUUGGCCUGCCUCAUUCAAAAAAAUAAGCAUGAAGCUUGGUAUGCUCGAUGGGAAGAGAAAAUUGGUGGGCGUCCAUCACUAUAUGACCAA
Molecule: messenger RNA, 975 nt
Organism: Penicillium brevicompactum
Lineage: Eukaryota; Fungi; Ascomycota; Eurotiomycetes; Eurotiales; Aspergillaceae
Product: Zn(II)2Cys6 transcription factor domain-containing protein
Exons: 4
Biological process (GO): regulation of DNA-templated transcription
Molecular function (GO): DNA-binding transcription factor activity, RNA polymerase II-specific; zinc ion binding
Source: RefSeq, a predicted model, not a curated record